Oncorhynchus gorbuscha (pink salmon) is the source of this 7223-nucleotide messenger RNA. RefSeq names its product neuralized-like protein 4. Gene Ontology annotation, molecular function: ubiquitin protein ligase activity. The record is from RefSeq and is a predicted model, not a curated record. The transcript has 29 exons. Bases 22 to 4908 code for a protein of 1628 amino acids. Lineage: Eukaryota; Metazoa; Chordata; Actinopteri; Salmoniformes; Salmonidae.
AAGCAAGCCGCCCGUGUGAAGAUGGCGGCUGAGCUGCACCCGUGUAGCGGAAAGCUAAUCGGACUGUCGAAUUCGAACCGAACCGCUCAGCGGAACCAACCAGUCCAGGAGUUUAACCACGGUUUGGUUCUAAGCAGAGAGCCGCUGAAAGACCGUGAUGUAUUCACCGUCCGUAUUGACAAGAAGGUGAACUCUUGGAGCGGGUCCAUAGAGAUCGGGGUGACUUCUCUGGACCCGGCUGGUCUCGACUUCCCCAGCAGCGCUACGGGUCUGAAGGGAGGCUCCUGGAUCGUGUCUGGCUGCUCUGUGCUACGUGACGGCCGCUCCGUCCUCGAGGAGUACGGCCGAGACCUGGACCAGCUGUCUGAGGGCGACCAUGUGGGCAUACAGCGGAGCACCCACGGCGAGCUCCACCUGUGGGUGAACGGGCAGGACUGUGGCGCUGCUGCCAGUGGUCUCCCGACGGGCCUCUGGGCGGUGGUGGACCUCUAUGGCAAGUGUACGCAAGUGACCGUGGUGAGCUGCGAGCCGCCGUCCUUGGCUGAGAGAGACACGGAGAGGGAGACGGUGGAGGAGCGUGAGCAGGAAGAUGAGGAAGAGGUGGUGGUGUGCGGGGUCAGGGAGGGGGAGUUCGGGGGUCUGACGUCAGCGGUGAACCUGGCGGCGGCGACAAACGGGACGUUAGAGGAAGUGCCUGUGCUCCCUCCUACUCAUAACCGACCUGACAAGUUUCCCAACAACCUUGAGCCUGAGACGGGUAAGAAAAUCAAAACCUCUACCCCAAUCUCAGUUGCACCAUUGACCAAAUGUAAGUCUCCAUCUUUCUCUCCCUCCCCUAUAGUUCUGACGGAGCACCAGCUCUUUGACGUGUUAAACAAUGCCAUUGUAUCCCUUUACCGCUCUGAGGACAAUGGAGGGGGAGAUCUGGGAGGAGGUGGAAUAGGGAGAGACUCAGGAACAGGAAGUAGAGGGGACAGGGGGAGCAGCAGCGGUGGGGGAUCCGUUAACGGUAACAGUAGUGACAGCGGGGGCGGGACCGGCAAUACUGGAAGCGUCAACAGCCCUGCAGGUGGCGGAGGGGCGAGACUCGGGGCAGUGACGGGCGGGAUGCUGACCAAUGAUGCGCUGCUGUUCCACGAGAAGUGCGGCACACUGAUCAAGCUGAGCAACAACAACAAGACGGCGGAGAGGCGGCGACCGCUGGACGAGUUCAACAACGGCGUGGUCAUGACCAACCGGCCGCUUCGACACAACGAGAUGUUUGAGAUCCGCAUAGAUAAGCUGGUGGACAAGUGGUCGGGGUCGAUCGAGAUCGGCGUGACAACACACAACCCCAACAACUUGGACUACCCAGCCACAAUGACAAAUCUGCGCUCAGGUACAAUCAUGAUGAGUGGCUGUGGGAUCCUGACGAACGGCAAGGGAACACGUCGGGAGUACUGUGAAUUCAGCCUGGAUGAACUGCAGGAGGGGGAUCACAUAGGCUUGAUGCACAAGGCCAGCGGAGCUCUUCACUUCUACAUCAAUGGCAUCGACCAAGGCGUGGCAGCGGCCCAGACGCCCGCCGUAGUCUACGCCGUGGUCGACCUCUACGGCAUGGCUGUCAAGGUGACCAUCGUCCACAAUCACAACCACAGCGACCGCCUCCGCCGCAACAACGCCAUCAUGCGGGCGCUGUCGCCAGACGUUGGUCGCCCCCGGCCUGCCCACUCCCUCACGCCGGACCCCGACACUCCCGACCGCCUCCUCUUUCACUCCAACUGUGGCCAAAAGGCAGCCAUCAUCAGCGAGGGCAGGACGGCUCUUCGCCCUCAUGCUACGGACGACUUCAAUCACGGCGUGGUCUUGAGCGGCCGCCCGCUGCACUCCAACGAGGUGUUCCAGGUGCGCAUCGACAAGAUGGUGGACAAGUGGGCAGGCUCCAUCGAGAUCGGCGUGACCACGCACAACCCCGCCUACCUGCAGCUGCCCUCCACCAUGACCAACCUGCGCUCAGGUAAUACCAACCAAUCAGGGACUUGGAUGAUGACAGGAAACGGGGUGAUGCACAACGGAACCACCAUACUGGACGAGUAUGGACACAACCUGGACCGACUCAAAGCGGGGGACACAGUGGGCGUGGUGCGGAAGGAGGACGGGAGCCUCCACUUCUUUGUGAACGGGGUGGCACAGGGCCCGGCGGCUUGGAACGUACCACCCAGUGUCUAUGCCGUGGUGGACCUCUACGGCCAGGCCGCACAGGCAACCAUCAUGGACGACGUGGCAGACCUCCCCCCUCUCCCCGAGGACAGCUCGGAGGGCCCCACCGUCAUGUCGCCCAGCAGCCCAUGCUCGGUCGCCGGGGGCAACAGUGCCAACGACCUGCGCUUCCACCAGCUGCACGGCACUAACGCGGUAAUCACCAAUGGGGGGCGCACCGCCCUCAGACAGAACUGUCGAUCCGAGUUCAACGACGCCAUCGUCAUCUCUAACAGGUGCCUUCGAGACGGAGAGCUCUUUGAGAUAGUCAUUCAGAAGAUGGUGGACCGGUGGUCGGGGUCAAUAGAAGCAGGUAAGAUAAUGGCAGGUGUGACUGCUAUCAGGCCAGAAGAGCUGGAGUUUCCCAACACCAUGACGGAUAUAGACUACGAUACCUGGAUGCUUAGUGGCACGGCCAUCAUGCAGGACGGCAACACCAUGCGUAACAACUACGGCUGUGACCUGGACACUCUGACCACGGGCAGUAGGAUCGGCAUGAUGCGCUCGGCCACCGGCGACCUUCACUACUACAUCAACGGUGUGGACCAGGGGGUGGCCUGCACCGGGCUGCCGCCAGGUAAAGAGGUGUAUGCGGUGAUAGACCUGUAUGGUCAGUGUGUCCAGGUGUCCAUCACCAGUUCCUCUGGCCCUCAGGAUAACAGUCUGUGUACCAGCAACAUCACAGAGAGGAGUUUCCCCAUACACUCCCCAGUGGCAGGCGUGGCCCACCGGCUCCACAGUAAGCAUGGUAAGAACGUGGUUCUACUGGGAGAGGGCUGCCAGGCCGUCAGGGUGGGAGGAUACGCACACGGCAUCGUCUUCAGCGCCAAGGAACUCAAAACAGACGAACUGUUUGAGGUGAAGAUAGACGAGGUGGAUGACCAGUGGUCCGGUUCCCUCCACAUGGGUCUGACCACCCUAGCCCCUCCAGAGCUGCCCUCCUGCCCCAUGUCAGGCCUGUCCCCCUCCCUCACACAGUUCCGGUCCAAGGUCACCUGGCUGCUAGCCGGGUCAGAGGUCAGACGCAACGGACUCCUGCAGAGACAGAACUACGGCGCCUCCCUGGACAGACUGACGGUGGGUAACCGCGUCGGGGUGAAGAGAUGCAGCGAUGACACCAUGCACGUCCUUAUCGACGGAGAGGACAUGGGACCAGCUGCCACCGCUGUGGCCAAGAACGUGUAUGCAGUGUUGGACCUGUAUGGUCGUGUGACAGCGGUGUCCAUCGUCAGUUCGUCAGUGCUGGAGGACGCAGGGAGCGUCAAGGCCCCCUCCCUCUCCUCAGACAGCUGUAGCGAAGGAGAGGAGGACCGUACGCCGGUUGAGGGUGAUGAGCCGGCCCUGGUGCCCAACACAGUCAUGGCCUUCCUGGAGAACCAUGGGAAGAACAUCCAGCUGUCCCAUGAGAACCUGACGGCGGCCCGUGUCUCCAGCUACAACCAGGGCCUCCUAGUCACAGCACAACCCCUGCCCCGACAACAACUGUUCCAGUUUCAGAUCGACCGCCUGAACGCAUCGUGGACGUCGUCCCUGUCGCUAGGGGUGAUUGGCCACUCCCCAGACCGCCUCAACUUUCCCUCCACUGCGUGCUGUCUGAAACGCUCUGUGUGGCUGCUGCAGAGAGACUCUGUCUUCCACAACUCACUGAAGAUCUGUGAGAACUAUGGUCCUAACCUGGACACAUGUCCAGAGGGUACAGUCCUGGGUCUGCUGGUGGAUGGGAACAGCUGUCUGCACCUUUAUGUGAACGGUAUGGACCAGGGAGUAGCAGCCCAGGAUAUCCCUACGCCAUGCUACCCCCUCAUAGACCUAUACGGACAGUGUGAACAGGUUACCAUAGUGACCAACAACGUGGCGACCGUGGGAGGAGAGGGCAUCAAGGCGCGUUGCCAGGGCGACAUGGAGAAAGCGGACAUGGUUGAUGGGAUCAAAGAGAGUGUUUGCUGGAUGCCCCAUCCAGAGGUCAACCCCAACAAGACCUGUGAGUACCAGGCCCUGUGCUCGCGCUUCAAGGACCUGCUGACACUGCCAGAUGGUUACUUCAACGAGGAUGCCAAGUAUAACCUGUGUUACUGUGAGUCGUGCCACAAGCUGCGGGGGGACGAGUCCUACUACAAGAGAGGGGAGCCCCCACGGGACUACGCCCUGCCCUUUGGCUGGUGCCGCUUCGCUCUGAGGAUCAAGCCCCACUGUGACAUGUCCAAUUCGUUUAAGCAGUGGCACAUAGCCUACCACGGCACCAGCGUAGGGGCCCUCAGACGCACACUGGACCAUGCCCAGCUGCUCUCUGGGACGUCGUCCAUCUUCUCUGUGUCUCCGGUGAAGACUGAGGGUCCUAACGGCUACAGUGAGCCAGAGGUGAACAGCAGCAACAGCCUCCCUGACAGGGACAGGGAGGUUCCCCGGGUUCAGCUGUCCCCCACCAUGCGCUACUCCGGCCUGGAGAUGUUCGCCCCCAAAGUGCAAUUCCGGGACCCCCGUUCUCACUGCUGUCACCAGGCCCAGGUGGGUUUCCAGGUGUGUGUCCGGCCGGGCUCCUAUAAGGUGGGGCCCCAGACCCUGGGAGCCAUCGAACCCCUGGAUCCCCGCUUCAGCAACACAGAGAUCGAGUGGAUCACCAAGGAUCAGGGGGGCACCCUCCUCUACGGCCUGCUCAUACGGGUGGAAUGAUAGUGGGAGUAGUGAAGAGAUUGUUGGAUGGAGAGAGAGGGGGAAAGGGAGCUACUCUCUCCCAGCAGUGCCUCCAAAACUACUACUUCUCCAUCAACCAAAUUACAGACUUUGGGAGUCUUUGGAAUUAGGGAAUUUCCCUCCUGUUGCUGGGCGGUUUGUUGAUUGACAAUUCAGCAUUGUUUUGUUUGUUUAGGACAAAGUUAUUAUUAUUAUUUUAAUUUUUUUGUUCUGACACUUUUAACAAGGAGGGACUAGGGUGGAUUCAGAGAAGAACAACCAGACAGACACUGCCUGCACUUUGUUUUGGACACUUCGUGGGCGAUUUUUAUUUUAAAAUUUUAACAUGUAUUUUACAUUUUUUUUAUUCGUCAUAAUACAACACUUGUUUUUUGUCACAGCCAUUUUUAUUUUAGAGCAGUUUUGUCUUCCCGGUCUCUGUUGUUCCCUCCCUCCACUCUUGCUUGUUUUUUUUUAAAUCAACCCCUUUUUACCCCAGACUGAUCACUCUCCUCUUAAGUACGGAGGGAUGGUUCUCCUCAGUUCUCUGUGUAAAGGCUGAGUGCACAACCCGAAACCGGUCCUGUUGCAUUCCAAGACCUGGACCGUUUGUUGAACCACCUCGCAACGUCGACCGCCACACAGUCACUGGCUAUUGGAUUAUUGUUUUUAAGCGAAAGACUUAACCGCAGGUCAGAAGGAAAUUGAGAAAAAGAGCAUUAGAUCAAACAAGGAAAAAAGACUGGAAAAGAACCGUGAACUGAAGGACCUGAGAGCACCUGUAGAGGGAGGAACUCAAAAACUGGUGCAAAAUGUUUACAGGUGUAACACUAACUGCACUGAUCUGAAAACACAGGAUAGGUGAAAACGAUCAGGUGGCUGUUGCCUAAUGGGAAUUUACUUUCACCCGUUCAGUUCCGGUUCAUUCAUAUCAGUGCGGAUGAGGAGAGGAAGCCAUGAAGGACAAUAGAGAUGGACACUAACACCACCAUCAGAACUAGUGGGAGAGACAUUUUUAAAUGUUUUUUUUCGACCGGCCAAUCUGGCCAUUAAGCUUCGUCUCCCGAAUUCUCCCCUCUAUCACUGCUUUACCCCGUGUCAUAUUCACUUCACUGGAGAUUAGAGGGAUUCUAGACAUGCUUUGUAGAGGCAAUACCAGGGGCGUGUUCAGCAGGGAGAAUCCUUUUUGAAAGGAGAGGUUCUACCGGCGCUUGUCCAAUGCACAGUUCUGUUGCAAAAAGUCAUUCUUACAGUGUCCCCUACUGAACAUGACCUCGAUGCAUAAAGGCCCAGGCCCAAUUUCCAUUUCAACUAGUGAUCGAAAUUGGCCCGGACCUGAAGAUCUAUCCUCAUUCUCUCAUUUUCUAUAGCUAGUUCAGAAGGAAAACAUUGUGGAUUGUUGCAGAUAGAAAUGUCAUGAAUGGAGUUGACAGGAUUAUAUACCAGAGGCAUGUUUGUUCUAAAGGUAUUUUUACCUGAACUUUCCACAACGUUGUGCACUGCUGAACAUGCCCGUUUUCUCACGUUGUUUACACUGGUUACGUUUAAGUCUCCCUCUGAUCCAUCCAUUCUGUCAUCGUUUACCAGGGAGGAAUGUUCAGAGCCAAUCACAUCAUAGGGGUGUGGCUUCACCUAGGCGUGUUCAUGCAAAGACUCUUGGUAAAUGGAGUCUUUACGAAAUGCAGGCCCUGAUGCUGGAGUUUACAUUGCGAAUGUGAUUCAUUAGGGUUUUUGUAGUCCGUUUACGUUCUACCUGUCUGCUUCAUGUUAAAACAAACUCCCUCUAUUUUACAUAAUACAUUACAUAGAUUAACACAGGGGUUCAAUAAUUCCUGAUUAAAAUAUUCAGCAAUUUUUUUUUUGUAUGUGGACAGCUCUUCAAAGCAUAUCUUUUAACCAUUCUGUUUUGUUUGGCAACAAAAUAAUCUGAGAUACUUACAUAUUACAUACAUCACUACAUGCAUAAAUAACCCCGCCAUCUUGCCAAGUCAUUGUUUUGACAAAAAAGGUGAGGAGAACAGUGGUAUCGAGUCAAGAUUCAAGGUUGUCGACUUUCCUCACACAACUGUGUGUAAACUAACUUAUUGCAAAGGUGGGGUUUGAAAAAAUGUACUUGCAAUGUUCAAUCAAAAUGUGAAAAAUAUAUGGGUUGUUUAAAAGCCCAGUGCUGCUUUUUACGAGAAUGAAUUUGUAUUCUUUUUCCCCUUUUUUGUUCUGUAUGUUGCAUUGUACAGGCUGUUACAUAACAUCAUCUUCUUGAUUUGUAAAAAAAUGAAAAAAGAAAAAAAAAUGAAUAAACCAAUAGACAGUGCACA